CAGGACUUGGCUCAAGAACUCAAAUCCUUCCUGACGGGUUUGGACCCCACCCAGGGCACCCAACUGUCCCCCCCGGCCCACGCCCGUUGCGCCCUCCUCCUCCUCCGCUCCCUCCCCCCUGCCCGCCACGCCGCCCUCCACCAUCUCCGCUCCGUCUUCGACGACCAAGUCUCAUCUCAUCUCCUCAACCGGGAGAACCCACCUGGGAUGAUCCCUGGGACCUUCCCUCGAGGUGGGAUGGGAUCUGAGGAGAUCGUCCAAGAAACCGAACGGCUUUUGACUGAAUUCCUUCAAACCAACCCCAAAUUUUGGGCUCCUUUGGUAUCUUCAUGGUCCAUCGACCUCAUGGGCCAACUGAGCAGUAAAUACGCUGGACGUCACGGCGUUCCUCACUCAUCCAACCUCAACGAGCUCCUUCAACUUUGGAUGUCUUGUAAAGCCACCAGGACCUUGAUGGACAUCUACACCCGUUGUUUGGCCUCCAUGGUUGGGGGUUGUCCUGAUUCUUGCGUCGACGCUUUGUUGGACACGUCUCUUCAACACUCGCCUCAUUUCGAUUGGGUGGUGGCUCAUAUUGGGUCUUCUUUCCCCAACACCAUCAUCAACCGCGUCCUCUCUUGUGGGUUUAAAGACUUUGGAGCUCAUGGCCCAUCAUCUAAAGAUUUUGGUGCUCAUGGCCCAUCAUCUAAAGACUUUGGGCCACCAACUAAAGACUUUGGUGGCCAUGGCCCAUCAUCUAAAGACUUCCCUGGUUCUGGUUCAUCAACUGAUUUAAUUUUCCCCGACAAACGAGCUCCUAAAAUCGCUUCGGUGGUUGGGAUCUUGGGUCAUUUAUCUUCUCGUCACUCCACCAGCAUCAAACAAGAACUUCUCCGCAUGUUCCAUGAAAGUUUAGGUCCUACCAGAGACCAUCACCAAAAAGCCACCGUCCCUUUCCUCCUCCAAUUAGCCCUCAUGUCUCCUUCGUUACUCGGCACCAUCUCCACCGAAUUAAUCGAUUCCCUCAAACCCAACGUUCUCAACCAACUCCACCAACAUUUCCUCACCCUCCCACGAGAAGAUCUGGAGAACAUGCUCACCAUCCUCGUCCAUCUCAUUUCACAAACAUCCACCGGUGCUUAUCGAAUCCUUCAAUUCUUGGUCAACACGGCCAUGCCGGCGUCGGUCAUCACCCAACCGGGGUUGAGUCUUCACGACGGCGUCCGCGACGCUUGCGAUCGGAUCAUCCAACUUCUUCUCCUCAACUUACAACAAUUAGUUUAUCACCGGCCAACGUCUCAUUUCUCCGAGACCUUCUCACGUCCUGUCCCAUUUUUGGACUCUUUGAGAUCUCACCUCCGGGAACUUUGCGUGGAGACCUUACGGUUGGAACGCAAACGUUGUCUUUGGCAACAUCAACUCUUGAGUCUCUUGGCUCUUUACUCGGCUCCUCAUUGCGCCACCGACGCUCUCUUCUACCUCUUGACUUUGGCCAAGACACCUGAAGAGUUGACUUUGGCCACUCAACUUUACGCCGUCCUUUCUUCUUCCUUGGUGGAUCUUCUCCCAUCCACCGUCAAGACGUGCGUGGCUCAAAUCCACGCCGGUUCGUUACCGGAACCCCAAAUUAGUCAACUUUGUCAUAAUUUAGCGGCCAUCUUGGAAUGGGAAGGUCCUGAAGGAAGUGCCACCAUCAUGGCUGUCCAAUUAACCACCAUCCUCCCUCGUUAUCUCCAUGACUUCGCUCAACUUCUCCUUCACCCCAACUCUGGAGUCGCCGAAGCCGCUUGUCUCUUGUUGUCCGUCUGUCCUUUCCCUCGCGCCGUCCCCCCGGCUCACCUCUUCUCCCUCAUCCGCGCCGCCGUCCACCAGUUCUUCUGGCUCUUACGUCACCCAGAUGCCACCAACCUUUGUCACAGCGACCGCUUGGUGACUCGUCUCAGCGCCGUCUCGCCGGCCGCCGGCAAAACCGUCGUCCAACAGUUGGUAGAAGGAGCUUUACGACCUGGAAACGCUCAACUUUUUGGUGCUACCGUGGAGAAACAUCUCCAUGAAGACGUGGUUGGGUUGGAUGGAUCUACUGGGAACACUGGGAAUACUGGGAAUAGUGGGAAUAACGUCUCUUUGUUGGACAUCAACCGUCGUUUCACCGCCAACGUUCACUUCUCCGGUGGAGUUUGGUCGGUUUUUCACGCCGGGGUGAUCGGAAAAGGUUUGAAACCAACGUGGACAAGAGAAGAACCAACGUGGGAACACUCAACCCGCAACAUCCACCUCUUCCUCGCUCUCCUCCUCCGCUGUUGUCGCCGUCACCACCCCGGUGACCACGACCCAUCUCCAUACCCCCUCACCGACGUCCACCCCGAAGCCGCUAAAGCCGUAGCCGCCGCCUUGGUGGAGAACCUUUGCCCUGAAGCUUCUGGUGGAGAAUUAAUGUGGCCACCUGAAGAUCAAUCGCGUGGAACCGUGGAGAGAGACCUCAAAAUCUGCCGCCGUUUCCGUGACCAUCCCCUUCUCUUCCCUAUUUUAAGGUUGAUCGCCGCCGGCCGACCGGCUCUUUGUUAUUGUUCCGUUCUUCUCCGAGGACUUUUGGGGAGUUUAAUGGCUUUUUGGGAUUCUUGUCGGGAUUUGAAGACGGUGGCUUGGCCGUGGCAUCUCCAAGCUUCGUGUUGGUUGGUGUCUUGCAUGGCUGAAGGUUCUUUGGUGCCACCAGUUCUGGGGAACAUGCAGGAGAUCUUCCCCCACUUGGCACCUUUCGAGGUUCAUUUGCUUUUGUUGAGUCUUUGGGAUUAUUUACGAGAAAAUCAUCCUUUGCCCCAAAAAUUCACCUUC
Molecule: messenger RNA, 2811 nt
Organism: Antrostomus carolinensis (chuck-will's-widow)
Lineage: Eukaryota; Metazoa; Chordata; Aves; Caprimulgiformes; Caprimulgidae
Gene: INTS5
Product: integrator complex subunit 5
Exons: 2
Biological process (GO): snRNA 3'-end processing
Cellular component (GO): integrator complex
Source: RefSeq, a predicted model, not a curated record